UCUGGUGUUGAUGUUUGGAUUUUUGGCAAUAUUCAACUUUCUCAAUAGACUUUCAUUUAUAUUCAAGAAACACCAAUUAGUGAAAAUGGUUUGGUACUUGAACUCAAUUUGUUUGAAUACUAAAUCGUUACAAAUUUCAGCAAGUUUUCAAUUUUUUAUACGUAGAAAAUGAAAUGAAAUUUUCAAAUAGCUCUGAAAACAAAAGAUAGGAUUUUGAAUGAGAAUCUAUCAUUUUCUUACUUUGGCUGCCCUGAUUUUCAUCAGGGAGAGUUUGUUACAAAAGUGAAUUUCCCUUUGGCCUUUAUAGUCCUUUGAGCCUUUGUUUUGAUUUGAAUCAACAGUGCUUUGACCUUUGACUCGGUUUCAUUUCAUUGUUUAUUUAUUGAUUAUAUUCCAUAAAGAUAUGACUUACGAGUAGGUUUCGAAUUACCUCAGAAUUCCGAAGAACCAACCAAAGCUAGAGUAACGACAGCGUUGAUCGGUCGAACAAAAUCCCUAAAGGUCCGGCAAGCAAAAUGGAACCGAAAGAAUUCGAAAAUGAAUUCAUAGAACUGCAAGAUGAACGUACCUCUUCACCGGAUUUUUUGAAAAAUAACUCGAACCCGAAACCUACCAUCACACCGCAAUCAGUUCAAAACACAUCGUUAUCCACCGAAAUGAAAGAAAAACGAUUUUUCAACCCGGAUGAACUUCAAAAAUGUUUCUCACCACUGCUGCAAAAAUUAUAUCAAGUAGAAGAAUCAGCACCUUUUCGAGGACCAGUUGAUCCGGUAAAGUCGAAUCUACCCUUUUACUUAGAUAUUUUCAAACGGCCGAUGGAUUUUUCUACCAUUAAAAGCAAGCUUGACAAUGGCCUAUAUUUUGAUCCGUGGGAUUUCGUCGACGAUAUGCAAUUGGUGUUUAAUCAACCUUGGAAAUCUAACAGAAGAUCAUCCGGAACUUAUAAAUGUAGCACCAAGUUAACCGAACUUUUCGAACGCGAUAUCGACCCAAUUAUGCGAAAAUUGGGGUAUUGUUGCGGUCAAAAGUACACCCUCGGUCCAAAAACGCUACUCUGCUUCGGUAAACAACUAUGUACGAUAACGAGAAACGCGAAAUAUUUCAAUUAUCGAAACAAGUGUGCUUAUUGUGUUAAAUGUUUCAAAGAAAUAUCCGAAGAUACUGUAACCGUAGCUGAUGAUCCUUCUCAGCCUCCAACGGUGGUGAAAAAGGAUCAGUUCGUACAAAUGAUAAAUAAUCGCCGUGUAAUGGAGCCUUUCGUCGAGUGCAUAGAUUGUGGCAUAAAAUUACAUCGAAUAUGCGUUUUGCAUGUAGAUAAGAUACUGGGUUCAGAAUUCGUUUGUAUCAAUUGUUUGAGAAAGAAUAAAAAGCGAAGAAAGGAGAAUAAAUUUUGUGCUAAACAAUUGCCGACUACUGUGUUAUCCAAUCGUAUCGAAGCUCAAGUCAACUGCUACCUUAAAAAGAAAAAAGUCGAAACUGGAAAAGUAACAAUUCGUGUAGUAUCAUGCUCAGAAAAAUUAACCGAAGUGAAACCUGGCAUGAAGAGUCUAUUCGUCGAUACUGGAAAAUUCCCCCAACAAUUUCCGUACAAAGCAAAAACCGUACUCGCUUUCCAAGAAAUUGACGGCGUCGAUGUGUGUGUUUUCGGUAUGCACGUUCAAGAAUACGGAUCCGAAUGUCCGCAACCGAAUCAAAGACGUGUAUGCAUCGAGUUAAUAGACACAGUGCGUUUCUUUACACCGAAAGAAUUUUGUACGAGAGUUUAUCAUGAAAUUUUAUUAGGCUACUUGGAUCAUGUGAAGCAGUUAGGGUAUACGAUGGUUCAUCUACGGGAUCGUACUCCUAACGAAGGAGAAGAUUUUAUUUUCAAUUGCAAUCCCGUUAAUCGAAAACUGCCAUUCGAUUAUUGUAAAAUGUUGGAUAUAGGUUUACUCCAUAGAAAGAGGAUAGUGAUACAUUACCAAAAUAUUUUCCAACAAGCGAUGAACGAUGGGUUACAUUCUGCCGCUGAAUUUCCGCAUUUCGAAAACGAUAUUUGGACUGACAUGUUAGAACGAAGUAUCCAAGAGUUGAACCAGCUCGAAGAAGAAAAAAGAAAGCAGGCUGAAGCUGCGGAAACCGCCUCAUCUGCAGAAAAUGACCUGCAAGAAUGUAAUAUUAACGUUGAUGAUGCUGAAAAGAAAAGUAAUAAUAAAAGUGUGCCUCAACUCGAGCAAGAUUUAUCAGCAAAAAUUUUCGCCUGGAUGAAAAAAAAUAAAGAAAAGUUCUUGGUUGUUCGAUUGCAUUCGGCUCAAUCCAUCGCCAACUUACCGCCUAUCAAAGAUCCUGAUCCAUUAAUCGCCUGCGAUCUCAUGGAUAAAAGUGAUGCUUUCUUAACGAUGUCUCGUUUAAGAGGUUACGAAUUUUCGACACUGCGUCGAGCGAAAUUCUCGUCGAUGGCGAUGCUAUUCGAAAUACAUAUCAGGAUUCAAGAUAACUUCGUUUACAAUUGUGAUAGUUGUGAAAAAACCGCCAAAACUAGAUUCCAUUGUACCGAGUGUGACGAUUUCGACCUUUGCAUUCCUUGUUACACCAAAGAAGGACAUCCUCAUAACAUGGUUAAAGUGGAUUUGGACUUUGAUAACGGUACAUCACCUUCAGAAAUACAAGCCAGUCCUGGAGAAGUGAGAGUACAAUCGAUGGAGAGAUUAAUUUGUUCUUUAACGCACGCUUGCCAAUGUCGAGACGAAAAUUGUCGAUUAUCAAAUUGCCUGCGCAUAAAAUACGCUGUCCAGCAUACGAAGGAUUGUAAGCUAAAAGUGAGCAGAAAUUGCUUAGUCUGCAAACAGCUUGUAACCUUGAGAUACUUCCACGCCAUGUCUUGUAAGGAUGCAAACUGCGAUGUGCCCGCAUGUUUGAGUAUAAGGAUGAAAAUAAGACAACGAAUAUACGAACAUUUCAAUCAACCCCAAUUGGUAGUUGCUUGUAUGUGGCCGACGUAUCGGCGGAUCUCAAAUGAUACCAAAUCGGUUAUAUUGAUCAAUGGAGAGCCGUUCAAGGCCAGUUCUAAUUCGCAGAUCUCAAACGAUACCGGUACCGGAUCAGAUACACCAUCCAAUUCAGAAACCUCGACUGUAGUAAGCAGUUCUGUACCAAAUACGUCACCACCUCGAGCCAUUUUUAAUAACCAUAGGCAAGUACCACCCUCACGACAGGUCAGCUCGAGCGAUAAACUGCUACAGCUAUUGAUACGCUAUCCGGAUGACACAGAUAAAGUCAUCGAGGAAAUGAUGGCGAAUCCUGAGCUGAAGGCGCUGCUUGAUGGGCCUAGCAAAGAGGAAGCACAUGGUUCAUCAAAUCCUACGAGACAGAUACCUUCGCAGCAACAAAUAACUGACGACGGAUCUAAAGACACUGGUUUGAUGAACCAAGACGCUUCAACAACAUCUCAUCAAACGCCACCCAAUGUAUCACUGCCAUCAUCAAACCAGGUGCCACAUCACUGUCCAGCUUUGCAACAAUUAUCGCGAACGUUAAGUUUACCAAGCUCUUCUGAGCAAAAAGACCAAAUCUUUCGCCUAAUGUAUGGGUAUCCUCAUUUGAUAGAGGUGUUCAUCAAGCAAAGAAAAAUGCAGCAACUACAUCUAUCCCACAAUCAGCAAAACCAGCAACUAAACAGUCCAUCAGAUCUUCAGGAAUCAUCGCAGAAGCAACAACAAAUGACUGACGAUGGUUCAACCAAUCUGAGUGCAGAUACUCUGCCGACAGAGAACAGUGGUCCAAAAAGGCUGCCACGUCGUAGUCAAGCUCUGCAACAACUGCUGCAAGUGUUGAGCUUGCCUAGCUCUUUGCAACAGCGAGACCAAAUUUUACAAAUUCUGAAUAGAAAUCCUCAUCUGUUGGUAGAGAUUAUCAAGGGUAGGCGGCAGAUGCAGCCACAUCAACAGCAAUAGUUGCAAGGGCAAUGGUCUGAAAAGUGACUGAAGAUGGUUGAUCUGUCUGCUGUGCAGCAACAAAGGUUUUCGAUUUUGUGAACUUCGAAUUGUUAGUUCGUGUUGAGUCAUGAGUGUUAUAGUUUUAUUUCUUCAUUAGAGAAUUUUACGUUAGAUUUUAUAUUUUAUGCAUUGAUACUGUGUAUUAUUUUAAUUAUUUCAUAACGUAGGUAGUUAUUGUUGUUGCUAGUCAUAUUUUUUGAAUUGGUUUCAGUCUUGCUUUCGUAUUUUAUUAUUAUUAUUUUUUUUAAAUCUUCGUUGAGUUGACGAGUGAUUGGAUUCCUUUCAAAGUAUCUUUCUACUGAUAAAAAUGCCUAAAAUAUAAUUUAACUGCCUGUUGUAUAAUUAAUUGUUAUCAUUUUUAAUUACUUUACGUACUGUACCUAUUAAUAUAGAUUUUCAAACUGAAA
This is a messenger RNA of Planococcus citri (citrus mealybug), 4381 nucleotides long. RefSeq names its product histone lysine acetyltransferase CREBBP-like. Gene Ontology annotation, cellular component: histone acetyltransferase complex; transcription regulator complex; nucleus. The record is from RefSeq and is a predicted model, not a curated record. Gene Ontology annotation, molecular function: protein binding; chromatin DNA binding; zinc ion binding. The transcript has 16 exons. The coding region runs from base 516 to 3932 and encodes 1138 amino acids. Gene Ontology annotation, biological process: positive regulation of transcription by RNA polymerase II. Lineage: Eukaryota; Metazoa; Arthropoda; Insecta; Hemiptera; Pseudococcidae.